CACACACACACACACACAGAGCACUGGGACAGAGGACAUGAUAUUGUACUCACAUAUACAUACUGCCAAGCUUGGACUAUUUCCCUUCUACUGCAGCAGGACGAGUGAAAUCGUGGCCACCGUGUAGCAGCUGAUACUUUAACUUGUAGAUGUCUCCUUUGGGCUUGUGUGGCCUUCUCUUUAUCUCCGUCUCGGUGUGUUAUUGGGUGCCAGCAGGCUGCUAUGCCAACGGCAAGGUCACCAAAGUCUGUGGCAGCAUGGAACCCCACCAUGGUGUCCCUGGUCAAACCGCUCACAGCCCCUACCGCCUAGACACCAACACCACCACGUUCAGUCCCAGAGAACGGAUCAAAGUCAUCCUCUCCGGAACAUCGUAUUUUGAGGGCUUUCUGCUUCAGGCCAGGGAUGCAGCCAAUCAGGGCACAGUUGGCACCUUCACCCUGACCAACCGGAACAAGACACAGCUGCUCACCUGUAAUGAGCACCAGGGUUCAGCAGUGAGCCAUACGAGUGAUGCCAGACAGACAGAGGUGUGUGUCGUAUGGAAUGCUCCUGCAGAUGCUCCCAGACAGAUUCAGUUUUUGUGAGUGUAUUUCUUUCUAAAUGCUCAUUCAAAGUCAGCUUAUGAAACUUUUUCUGAGCAGUGGCCACUGUGGUCAGAAAUAAUGAUUACGGCAUAUUUUGAUACAUUAAAAAAUAGUGUAUCAUUAGCUCAACAGAGUCAGAAAGUUAGAAAACUGACUCAGCCAUCUCAGUUACACAGCAGUACGUGUUAUUAGCAAAAUUAGCUAAUUUAAAUGUUGCAGAAAUGAAUGUUGACAUGUUUUAUAUGUC
Messenger RNA from Anarrhichthys ocellatus (wolf-eel), 834 nucleotides. Its product is annotated as putative ferric-chelate reductase 1. NCBI's taxonomy places the organism in Eukaryota, Metazoa, Chordata, Actinopteri, Perciformes, Anarhichadidae. Gene Ontology annotation, cellular component: membrane. The coding region runs from base 150 to 587 and encodes 145 amino acids. The record is from RefSeq and is a predicted model, not a curated record. The transcript has 4 exons.